Cryptomeria japonica (Japanese cedar) is the source of this 1282-nucleotide messenger RNA. RefSeq lists its product as uncharacterized. The transcript is spliced from 4 exons. The record is from RefSeq and is a predicted model, not a curated record. Lineage: Eukaryota; Viridiplantae; Streptophyta; Pinopsida; Cupressales; Cupressaceae. Bases 166 to 1104 code for a protein of 312 amino acids.
AGGAGGGCGUGGGAAAUGCAAACAUAUCCAAAGUCAAAUGAACAAACAAUUGAAUAAACUAUUUGAGCAUAAGGGAUGAAGAUUGCAUGACCUUAUCACCACUAUAAUCAUACCCAUAUUUUUUAUAUAUAAAAUCGAUAGCUGCUGGUUCAACAAUCAGAUCUUAUGACCGUCAUGGCUGUGCUUUUAUCAAGAUUUCUGCAGUUUCCAAUCAGUUUAUCUGAGAAGAAUGGCAAUGCACCAGAGUCUGUGACUUCCAUGGAAUGUAUGGCAGCUGAAACAGAACUAGAUUUUGUAGGCAACAAUAAUGUAAAUGUAAAGAGUAAACUACUGAGCUCCCGUGAAGCCAUGCACAGCAUAAGAAUAUCUGAGGUUGAAGAAGCAAAAAAUAAUGUGGGUGAUGAGGAAGAUGAUGAGAAAACCAUGGAGAAAUUCAUGUGCAAAUUUGCUAGCUGUUUGGUGGAUAACGUUCUCAAACAAUCCUCAGGUCGAAAGUCUCGAGGGUGUAAAGAGAAUGAUUUCAUGUAUGAUGAAAGUUUUCGUCUGGAUAAGGGACUGAAAUUCAAGAUAAGUGUGGAAGUUCACCACCUUUAUCGUCCUAGUAAUGUUGGGUUGGGUGAAGAUACAGAAGUUUCUUCCUUGGUGAAGGACGGCGUGUCAGAGUCUAGAAGUUAUGAGGGACAUGAUAAUGUUGUUGAAGCAGAGGAAGUGAGGGAGGAUUGGAUCAUGUUGGAACUCCCACCUCGUCUUAAGCAGGCCUCUGAUAGAAAUCCUCUGCAUCUCAAUUGUGAUUCCACUCGCUUCCACUCUUCUUGUUGUCGACCACCACUUUUGUAUGCCAAAUCUCUGACCAAGAGAAUUGCUGCCAAGCCAGUAAUGCACAAUGCUGUGAAAAUCCAGAAGGAUUUUAUGUCAAAACUAUGGGCAAGCAGUCGACAUAUGAUGGUUGUAGGAAAACAUACGUUAAAGCGGCCUUUAUGCUUGUGUCAGAGAGGUCCAGAUUUCAGGAAACGGGAAUGGCUGCUAUCUCUAGCUAUUAAAUUUCGGUCGAGGUGCAAGAAGCUCAUCUGUGCAAGCACAACAUUAUGCUCACCUCCAACUUGAAAGAAGAGGUUUUAGUGAACAAUGUCACACAAUGUUCUAGUAACCUACUAUCUAGUCCCAAAGGGGCAGAAAUAAAACUAAGUAGUUUGCUAUGUUUUACUAGUUCCAGUGCUCAAUGUAGUCAUGGGUUUGGUUUAAUACAAAUUUGCAACUUACCCUUAUAAGGGUGUUAUUGGAA